Molecule: messenger RNA, 3375 nt
Organism: Thalassophryne amazonica
Lineage: Eukaryota; Metazoa; Chordata; Actinopteri; Batrachoidiformes; Batrachoididae
Gene: abcc12
Product: ATP-binding cassette, sub-family C (CFTR/MRP), member 12
Biological process (GO): transmembrane transport
Cellular component (GO): membrane
Molecular function (GO): ATP hydrolysis activity; ABC-type transporter activity; ATP binding
Source: RefSeq, a predicted model, not a curated record
GACUCGAUGACCUCUGGCCCACAACAUGUCUAUGCGGAAUUCAGAGGGAGGACGUCCGCUUCUUCAUACAGCAAAUACCGCCAGAGCCUCAAGACACUCAAACUAUUCCGCAUUUUCUCUUCACAACCACACCCUCUGGAUGGGGCAGGGUUUCUGUCUUUUUCCACAUUUGUCUGGAUGGCGCCUAUGAUGUGGGAUAUAUUCAGGAAUAAGCUGAACAUGAAUGCAAUCAGUCUGUCUGCUCUGGAUGGAUCCCAUGAGAGCGGUCAAAGGCUCCAGAGGUUGUGGGAUGAAGAAGUGUCGAGGGUCGGCUUGGGGAAAGCCUCUCUGGUCCAAGUGCUUCGCUUCAUAAGAACCAGGCUGAUUGUGUCUUCUGUUGUGGGCGUCCUCACCUUUGUGGCUGCAUUUUUGGGUCCGGCAGUUGUGGUGAAUCAGCUCCUGAACUUCGUUGAUAAUCAAGAAAAGUUUGCGCUGUCCUAUGGCCUCGGUCUGGCUUUUGCUUUGUACACUACAGAGUUCAGCAAAACAUUCCUGAUAUCAUUGCUGUGGGCCAUAAACCUACAUACAGCUGUCAGACUCAAGGGCACCUUCUCUACAGUGGCUUAUGAAAAACUCACCUCUUUGCGGGUGCACAGUGGCUUAUCGAUGGGAGAGAUGAUCAGCGUAUUGACCAGUGACGGUCACAGGAUGUUUGAAGCAGUCGUGUUUUCCAGCUUCACACUGACUUCGCCAAUACUGUUAAUUUUGUGUAUCGUCUACGCUUGCUACAUUCUGGGUUACACUGCGCUGACUGGAAUUGUGACGCAUCUCAUCUUCAUUCCUGUACAGUUUACUUUGGCCAAGUUGAUUAAUGCAUACAGGAAGAAAGCCAUAUCGACAGCAGACAGCCGCGUCCGCACAAUGAAUGAGAUUCUGAGCAGCAUCAAAUUAAUCAAGAUGUAUGCCUGGGAAGAGUCCUUUGAAGAAAAGAUCACAGGUAUGAAUUGUCUCUGUGUAUCCCUGUCUGUGGUCUGUCUCCUGUUUGGGUCCUCAUGUUCCCCUCCUGUGUCCUCACCUGCCUUUACCACCAUUGCCAUCUUCAAUGCCAUGAGGUUCUGCCUCGCUUUGCUGCCAGUGUGUGUGAAAUUUAUUUCUGAAGCUGCUGUUUCAACAGCUCGACUGAAGAAACUGUUGCUGAUUGAGAAUCCAGAGCCAUAUUUACUCCACAAAAAGGACAGCAAGUUUGCUGUAGUAAUGGAAAACGCAACAUUUUCCUGGACCAAACAAGUGAGACCAUCGAUGUUUGAACCAAGCACAAUCAAUGGGGUGAAAGGACAUGACAUAUUUAUGUUUUUGGCUAAUGGGAACACUGAAGCUUUGCCAUCACUCAUAAACAUCUCCUCCGCUUUGCCGAAGGGAAACCUUCUUGGUGUCUGUGGGAAUGUGGGGAGUGGGAAGACAUCACUAAUUUCCAGCAUUUUGGAACAGAUGUACCUUCUGAAAGGCUCCAUCACGGUUGAUGGAACCUUUGCCUAUGUUUCCCAGCAAGCCUGGAUAUUCCAUAGAACCCUUCAAGAAAAUAUCCUGAUGGGGGCACCUUUUGACCAGGCAAAGUAUGACAGAGUUUUGGAUGCCUGUAGCCUCAGAGCUGACCUGGCUAUUCUCCCAUUCGGUGAUAAAACUGAGGAGGACAAGGCACCAGGUGAAAAUCCUAUUUCAGUGGAGGAGGUGGAGCUAAGGCAUCGUACAGACAGCGGGAUACUGAACCCAGUGUUUGAUAUGUCAGAUGAGUUGGAUGAUGGCACGCUUUCUGACCACAAAUCUAUCGAAGGUGAGGACAAGCUGGUCACUCAGCAGCACUUCAGCAAAAAUGCCAUCUCCUGGAGAACUUACCACUACUAUUGCAAGGCAGCUGGAGGUUAUAUCAUCACCUUCCUCACCAUCCUGAACAUCAUUCUCAUUAUCGCAUCCACAGCCUUCAACAACUGGUGGCUCAGCUUCUGGUUAGGAAAAGGCACCGGGUCAGCCAACGUGUCCAAUUCAGACAGUGGUGACAUCUCGAAGAAUCCACAGAAAUGGUUCUACCAGAUGAUUUAUGGCGUGAUGGUGGUUGUUAUGGCCAUACUUGCCGUCAUAAAAUGCUUCUCCUACACUCAUGCCACCUUGAAUGCGUCAUGCAAACUCCAUGACUCCAUGUUCAAGAAGAUUAUAACGAGUCCCAUGAGUUUCUUUGACACGACACCAACAGGCCGUAUUCUCAACCGCUUCUCCAGAGACCAGGAUGAGCUGGACAGCAUGCUGCCCAUCAACAUUGACCCAUUCCUCCAGUUGUCAUUGUUGGUCACCUUCACUAUCAUCAUUGUGGCAGCUGCCUUCCCGCCCUUACUGGUGGCUGUGAUCAUUCUGGGAGCUGUGUUCACUCUCUUGCUGCUUGUUUUCCAGAAGAGCAUACGUCAGAUAAAGAGGAUGGAGAACAUCAGUCGCUCUCCGUGCAUCUCUCUGACCACCUCCACCCUGCAGGGCAUCAGCACCGUGCACGCCUACAACAUCAGAGCUGACCUCAUUGUACUGUUCAAGAAUCUGAAUGAUGUCAACUCCAAUCAGUAUUUUUUGUUUCACUCUGGGACACAUUUGCUCUCCGUCACAAUGGAUUUCAUGGCUUCCACUUUAUCCUUCUUGGUGGCGCUGUUUGUUGUCCUGAGCAGCAACCACGUAAUCGAUCCAGCUGUGAAGGGCCUGGCCCUGUCCUACACCAUCCAGUUGACAGGAAUGCUGCAGUACGUGGUGAGGUUGGCCACAGAGGUAGAGGCGAGAUUCAACUCAGUGGAGCGGAUGCAAGAAUACAUCACGAGCUCUAUCUGCUUUACAGCUGUACCAAAUUACGGACUGGAGGUACCCAAGUCCAAUUGGGAAACACCACCAAAGGUGGAUGAAAACAGAAGAGGUGAGGUCCUGUGGGACUUCAAGUUCCAGACGGACGAACAGCUGAUGUCCAUCCAACCAGACAUAGUGGUGAUUGACAAGGAGCAGAAAAUGGAAGUUGUGGUCGAUGUGGCAAAUCCAAGUGAUAGCAACGGGGGACCGUUCGGUCAGCAACACCGGCACUGCAAACAUCUCAAGUCUUUCAUUUCCGCUCCAUUGUGGUGUACAGAAGCAAAAUUUGAAAAGCAAUCACUGUCCAGUUCCAUGCUGAUCCGAGUGUAUGUUCUUGCCCAUAGGUACAAUUUAGACCCCUUCAACAACUACAGUGAUGCAGAGAUAUGGGCAGCGCUAGACAAGACCUACAUGAAGGACUCAAUCUCUAGGCUCGAGCAGAAGCUGCAGUCAGAGGUGUUAAACAAUGGUGAGAAUGGGGCCAAAGAAAGCACCCAUGACGGAGGAUCUGGAGGAUAUUAA